This is a messenger RNA of Fundulus heteroclitus (mummichog), 1053 nucleotides long. RefSeq names its product peptidylprolyl isomerase (cyclophilin)-like 3 (gene ppil3). The coding region runs from base 99 to 584 and encodes 161 amino acids. NCBI's taxonomy places the organism in Eukaryota, Metazoa, Chordata, Actinopteri, Cyprinodontiformes, Fundulidae. Gene Ontology annotation, biological process: protein folding; protein peptidyl-prolyl isomerization. The transcript has 6 exons. The record is from RefSeq and is a predicted model, not a curated record. Gene Ontology annotation, cellular component: catalytic step 2 spliceosome. Gene Ontology annotation, molecular function: peptidyl-prolyl cis-trans isomerase activity.
CAAACCCCAGUGGUUCAUCACGGAACAAUUGAGCGGAAGACUGUUUUCCGGUCGGACGGAUUUACUGUGUGCACAGCAUCACAGAUGCAACAUUUGAAAUGGCAGUUACCCUCCACUCAGACCUGGGGGACAUUAAGAUCGAGUUGUUCUGUGAGCGGGCUCCCAAAUCGUGUGAGAACUUCCUGGCUUUGUGUGCAAGCGGGUUCUACAAUGGUUGCGCCUUUCAUCGAAAUAUAAAAGGCUUUAUGGUGCAAACUGGAGACCCAACAGGUACAGGUAAAGGAGGAACGAGCAUAUGGGGUCGCAAAUUUGAAGAUGAGUUCAGUGAGCACCUAAAGCACAAUGUCAGAGGAGUGGUGUCAAUGGCAAACAAUGGGCCCAACACCAACGGUUCCCAGUUUUUCUUCACCUAUGCCAAACAACCUCACCUGGACAUGAAGUACACCGUGUUUGGAAAGAUUAUCGAUGGCUUGGAAACGCUGGACGAGCUGGAAAAGCUGCCAGUGAAUGAGAAGACUUUCCGUCCGCUCACUGAGACCCGGAUAAAGGACGUGACCAUUCAUGCUAACCCAUUCGCCGGCUAGACGACUUUUGUCUCAGAUAUUCCGAGCCUGUUUUUGUUGCUUCAGUGAGGCAGAAGAUACAGUGCCUCGCCAGAGUUAAGAUGGAUUGCUUGUCAAGGGGAGACGAGCAACCGUAGUGGGAAAAAAAAAAAAGAUCAAAUGUGCAACAACUAUGAUGCUCCAAAGUACUUAGUACUGUUUGUACAAAAAAAGGAAACAUCGAGCUUAAUGUGUGUGUUCAUUUUAAGAUUUGUGGGGUUGAAAAAGGUUAAGCAGCUUAAUGAAAAAAGUCAUAGCUUGUGCUUUAACCGUUUUUUAUAAGCACCAUUCUUCAAACCCAACUAGACGUCACAAAAACUUGUCAAAGGUGUCUUUUUUUUUAUCUGUUCCUCUGAAAUUGUUCGCAACCAGGCCUAACCUUGCUUCAUUCCCCUGGUUCUGGUCAUAUUUUCUUUGCCAAUAUUUUGUACUAAAUAAAAAUCUCAAUAUA